This is a messenger RNA of Physeter macrocephalus (sperm whale), 3888 nucleotides long. Its product is annotated as zinc finger X-linked protein ZXDB. Gene Ontology annotation, biological process: regulation of transcription by RNA polymerase II. NCBI's taxonomy places the organism in Eukaryota, Metazoa, Chordata, Mammalia, Artiodactyla, Physeteridae. The record is from RefSeq and is a predicted model, not a curated record. Bases 296 to 1648 code for a protein of 450 amino acids. The transcript has a single exon. Gene Ontology annotation, cellular component: nucleus. Gene Ontology annotation, molecular function: transcription coregulator activity.
GAGCCCCCGCGGGCCGCUAGGCCAGGGCCAGGGCGUGGUGCUGUACCUGUGUCCUGAGGCGCAGUGCGGACAAACCUUUGCCAAGAAGCACCAGCUGAAGGUGCACCUGCUGACGCACAGCAGCAGCCAGGGCCAGCGGCCCUUCAAGUGCCCCCUGGGCGGUUGCGGCUGGACUUUCACCACCUCGUACAAGCUCAAGAGGCACCUGCAGUCACACGACAAACUGAGGCCCUUUGGCUGCCCGGCAGAGGGCUGUGGCAAGAGCUUCACCACGGUGUAUAACCUCAAAGCACACAUGAAGGGCCAUGAGCAGGAGAACUCAUUCAAAUGCGAGGUGUGUGAGGAGACCUUCCCCACGCAGGCCAAACUCAGCGCCCACCAGCGCAGCCACUUCGAGCCUGAGAGACCCUACCAGUGCGCGUUUUCGGGCUGCAAGAAGACGUUUAUCACAGUGAGUGCCCUGUUUUCCCAUAACCGCGCCCACUUCAGGGAACAAGAACUCUUUUCCUGCUCUUUUCCUGGCUGCAGCAAACAGUACGACAAGGCUUGUAGGUUGAAAAUUCACCUUCGGAGCCACACUGGUGAGAGACCGUUCCUUUGUGACUUUGAGGGCUGCGGCUGGAACUUCACCAGCAUGUCCAAACUCCUAAGGCACAAAAGGAAGCACGACGAUGACCGGAGGUUCAUGUGUCCUGUAGAAGGCUGUGGGAAAUCGUUCACGAGGGCCGAACAUCUGAAAGGCCACAGCAUAACCCACCUGGGCACAAAGCCUUUUGUGUGCCCCGUGGAAGGCUGCUGUGCCAGGUUCUCUGCUCGCAGUAGUCUCUACAUUCACUCCAAGAAACACUUGCAGGAUGUGGACACUGGGAAAAGCCGAUGCCCAGUCUCCACUUGUAAUAAACUCUUCACAUCCAAGCACAGCAUGAAGACCCACAUGGCCAAAAGGCACAACCUGCGCCAGGAUCUCUUAGCUCAGCUAGAAGCUGCAAAUUCUCUUACGCCCAGCAGUGAACUUACCAGCCAGGGGCAGAAUGACCUCAGUGAUGCAGAGCUUGUGUCUCUCUUCUCUGGUGUGCCCGGUAAUAGUUCUGCUGCAGUAUUGGACACCGCAUUGGUGAACUCUGGGAUCUUGACUAUUGAUGUGGCUUCUGUGAACUCAACUCUGGCAGGGAAGCUCCCUGCUAAUAAUAAUAAUAAUUCCUUAGGGCAGGCGGUGGACCCUCAGGCCUUGAUGGCCACCAGUGACCUUCCUCAAAGUCUGGAUACCUCACUCUUCUUUGGAACGACAGCCGCUGGUUUUCAGCAGAGUCCCUUAGAUACGGAUGAUGUCUCAAGUCUAAGUGCGGGGCCGUUGGGAUCUCUGAGCUCUUUGGCUAUGAAAACCUCGAGUCAAGAGCCCCAAGCUUUGACCCCCAGCAGUAAGCUAACAGUAGACACAGAUGCUCUGACUCCUUCGAGCACCCUUUGUGAAAACAGUGUCUCGGAACUACUGCCGCCAACCAAAACGGAAUGGAAUGUACAUCCUGACUCUGACUUCUUUGGACAGGAGGAAGAAACCCAGUUUGCAUUCUCCAAUCCAGCAGGAAACCAUGGGUCUCAGAAAGAAACAGAUCUUAUCACAGUGACUGGCAGCUCAUUUUUGGUAUGAACUAAACUCUAUUCAUUCCUUGCCACAUGGCUUACUUUUAUUGAUGACACUCAAGUUUAAGAGUAUUCUGGACUAAAUGUUUAAAUGCAGUCAUUUCUUAUAGGUUUGAAAAAGGACAGAACCCUGGGCUACAAGUUUGGAGAUUUAAAUUCUGAUCUUGAGUCUGGAACUGACAGGUUGUGUGACCCUGAGCAAGUCACUUAUCCUAUCUGAGCCUUAAUUUCCUUAUUUAUAAAAUGAGGUGGUUUGAAUAGAUUGUUUCUAAGGUCAUUUCAGCUCUAUUUUCAUCAUUUUGUGCUCUUUCUUGAAAAUUUUAAAUCCUUUUACGAUGAUUAACAAUUGUCUGUGCUCCUAAUGUAAUGAGAAAUGCAUUGAGAGUUAAUGAUCUGAGAAGAUGAAACUUUUGUUUAACUUUAAAAAUUUAAUGGACAUUUUACACAGUGCUAAAAUAUUUCUAAAAUCUUGUGGUGAGCUUAAAAAAGAAGAAAGCUGAAAAUCUGGGUUGGUUCUUUUUACCUGUUUAUCUUUGUAGACUUUUUUUUUUUUUGAUGGAAGGCUGUGUUGGGGAAAGUUCCAGGAAUUUGAUGAGACUCAGACUCAGAAAUACUGACUUUGUGGUGUUGAAUAAGUGGCCUUAUUAAGUCAUUUCCUCUCACUAACCCUCAGUUCCCUAGGUGUAAAGCUGUCAUUGUGAUUUACACAUACCUGAUGCAUUUUAGACUUCUUCUAUCCUAGUAGUUAUGUAUGGAGGGAAAAAUGUUUUGUAUUUUGCCAUGUUUUAGUGAAUUUGUACACUUUUCCUGCCCCUCUUAUUCCCUUCCUCAAAGAAAUUAUCAUAGUUUAACACCAUGCUCGUGUGCAGGCAGUAAUGCUUUAUGCCGGUUAAGAAACAGAAAAGGGAAUCUCUUUCUUCCACCGAUUAAGGAUUUUUCUCCACACUAUUCUGUGACUUUGCCAACCUGUCCAUUAGACCUGGACAGUGUCUUUACUCUUGUAUUCAAAGCCAUCCUAUAGAGUGACCGGAGAGCCUGUGGUUCCAAGGAAAUCUGGGAAUAGGCCAGAGUAAGGUUUUUCUCCCCCCUGUGCCCUGGAGAGCUCAUUGUUUGCCUUCUCCCAGAGUUUGAAUGAGAGUUUUACUUUGCAUUUUGAGUAAAUAUAGUCUGUCUUACUUGAGUAUAGCAUUUUACAGUUUAUGUAGCACUUUCACAACUGUUAUAUUUGUUCCUCACAAUAUUUUGAGAUAGUUAUGGCAAAAUUUCAACUAUAAGACAUAUUAAAAUGUACCUAACUCUUCUUAAUAACUCUUAAUUGUGUGUGUGUGUGUGUGUGUGUGUGUGUAUGCCCAUCAACUUUCAUUCUACUCUUCUGAGUUUCAUGAUGACUUUUGUUUAUAACCACUUGUUCCAUUCCACAUUAAUAUAUGUCUCUUACCUUCUGCCAGCUCUGCUCCCUCUCCAACCUAUUCUCUAGCAUGUCCACUCCAUUCCUUGCCAUGAUCUCUCUUUUUUUUUAAAUUAGGUAAGUCUUUUUCAUGGUCACCAUCUCUCAGCCAUUCAGGACAUGGCCCAUUUUUCAGUCCCAAUAUUUACUGCAAGUCUGAGUGUGCAUUAAGAAAUUAUUUUCAGGAUUUAGAGGUCAGUGUGUUUAUAUAUGAAUCAAAUAAUAAUGGAAAUAUUUUAUAUAAGGUUUUAUGAGACAUGUAGUUCUUCUAUUCUUCUAAAAUUUUUCAACAUGUAGUUCUGCUAGUAAACACUAUUAGUUGCUGUGAAACAUUCUAAUCCAGUACUGUUUGUAUAUACAUUUGUCGAUAACAAUUAUAGCACUUUGGCAGUGCACUUUAUAAUUUGCCAUUUUGAAAUGCAUCUGUACUGUCUAAUUUUUAAAUUGGUUGUACUCAUUCAGUGAAAAAGCAAAAAGUAUACAUAAAUUUGUAAUCCAAAGAAAUGGUCAGAGUGUGAUUGUUUGUAACCAUUUAACAGUUCUCCCUCAGCACUUUGGAAGGAUUUUUAAGCCAAUUUUAGAAAUGUGUUGUCAUUAGUUAAGUCCUCUUAAAUAAGUUAUUCUUCUUUUCCUACAGAUAGGAAUGCAGAAAUCCCAGGUGAACAUGCAGGUCUUAAGCAUCUGUUAAUAUAUAUAACCAUAAAAAUAUUUUAAAAUCCUGUCAUUUUGUUUCUUCAGUCCCUCAUUAAAAACAAUCAUAAAAUAUGCUUUUGUUCUAUUCUGUGGAAUUGUCAAAGGAC